AUGUCUGCGGAAAAGAGACCAGCGCACGAAUCCCUCGGAUCUGUACAACUUGUCAAGCGUCAACGAUCAGAUAGCAAUCUAAACCGGAGCGCCGUUACUAUAUCCAGUGGAACCGGAAAGAAUGAAGCUCUUAUACAGUCUGUACCCCGGACAAGCGGCCUCGCUGCUCCUAUAAUGGAGCUUACAGGCCAUACAGGCGAAAUCUUUUCUACCCGAUUUGAUCCUACCGGCCAACAUAUAGCUUCUUCUGGAAUGGACCGAUCUAUACUAUUAUGGCGAACAUACGGUAAUUGCGACAAUUACGGCAUACUUUCCGGCCAUAAAGGUGCCAUUCUCGAUCUUCAAUGGUCCCGGGACUCACAUACCCUUUUUUCGGCUUCCGCAGAUAUGACCCUAGCGAGCUGGGACCUGGAAUCAGGCACACGCAUACGGCGCUAUAUGGAUGACACUGAAAUCGUUAAUUUGCGAGGAUAUCAGCCGGCGUGGCCGGGAGUUGUGUGA
Molecule: messenger RNA, 501 nt
Organism: Trichophyton rubrum CBS 118892
Lineage: Eukaryota; Fungi; Ascomycota; Eurotiomycetes; Onygenales; Arthrodermataceae
Exons: 3
Coding region: 1-501 (166 amino acids)
Cellular component (GO): catalytic step 2 spliceosome
Molecular function (GO): protein binding; RNA binding
Source: RefSeq, a predicted model, not a curated record